UGGCACGUUCGCCGCACCCGGUUGCGCGAUGACGUCACGCAUAGCUUGUCCAGCCAAUGGGCGGAGGAAGCGGAGAAUUUCGAACUAGGAAGAUUCCGGAAGCGAGGCAGGAGCCAACGGUCUAAGCGCCGGAGUCCGUUGAGGUAGAAGAUGGGUGGAGAAAAAUGCUUGAAAAGGUCCUUUAAGGACAGUCUGGACAAUAUAAAAGAACGAAUGAAAGAGAAAAGAAAUCAAAAAUGGGCGAAGUUGGGUAAAACAAACCAGGUCUUGCCUAUAACAUGCAAAAUAGCAACCAACAGUUCGGUGCAACUGAAAAGCUUGCAAGCAAACAAUCGCGCACUAGCUCUAGCUUUGCAAGAGGAAAAAGCCAAAAUGAAAGAAGCCCAAGAUAUCAUUCUGCAUUUAAAGAAAGAGUAUCAGUCUCUGAAGUUUCAGAUAUUUGUUUUACAAAGAAAACUUAGCUCACAGCAAGCGAAAGAACCUGUUGAGACCAGAUUGUUGAUCUUGAGCAAGAUUGUUUCAAAAGUUGCUAAAAACCUACUCGAUACAGCUGAUCUUCUUGGUCCAGCUCAGGAUUUGUGUUCCACUGAUCUUAACAAGAGGAUGUAUCCCUCAGUUCUUGAAGAUGACGACUCCAGUAUUUUAAGACAAGCUGGUUCUCUGGGACUUCCUACACGUGUUCUUGUUGCAGAUGCUAGCCUAGAAGGCGAAAUGCUUGGAAAUGAAAUAGAGAAUAAUACUGAUACAAACAAUGCAUCUUAUUCUAUGUCAGAUUCCUGGCAGACCUUUAAAAAUACCACUUCAGUUAAGAAAAUGGCAACAAACACAGAAGGACAAAGAUCUGAUUUUCAUCUGGACAACCUAGAGGCCAACCUGGAAAAUACUCUUUUAGAUGAAGAGGAUAGGCAAGUUGGUAAUACCUUACCAAAAACUGUAUCUACCAGGCAUCACUGUUCAAACAGGAAAAUUCAUGUGCAUAAUCUAGACCAUUCAGAAAGGGCUUAUUUGACCAGAGAAUUUUGUAAACAGGAUGAAACUAGACUUGAGGGAAGUCUAGAGAAAGGUAAUAUAGAAAAUAUAGAGCCAAAUCUUUCUCAACUGAAUGAAAAUAAGAUAAACAUGAAGCCAAUGUUGGAUCAGGCAGAUACAUUGACUGAAUUGAACUGCUCAGUUGCAGAACCUAAACUUAAACAAAUUCAGCUUAAAAGCAGAGAAGACUCUCAAACAAGAAGAGAGAAAGUACAAAAAGGAAAAUUGGAAGGAAGUAAAAAGACUUCCAGAACAAGAUCAAAAAGACAGAGAAGCCAGGCAGAACAAACUUCCAAAGCGAAACUGGAUUUAUCAGUUGGCUCCAAUAAAGCUUAUGAUUUUCAGUUUGAGGAGAAUGUCCAUAUCACACCUUUCCGACAAAACAAGAUGAAUGAUUGUGACCGUGACGUGGAUGAAAGAAAGGAUACAUCUGAAUCCAAAACACACAGCAGUGAAGCAAGUGAUUCAGAAGAGAAUUCUGAUGACAGCCUGUAUGUGCCUUACAGGAGUAAAUCAAAAUACAGGAAGAGCUCACAGUGCAAAAAUGAUGGAAGUCCAGUCCAUACAAGACCACGAUCUAAAAGAUCUGUGGUGUACCAGCAACAGAAAACCAGUAAUGAAAAAGAGACUAAGAAUACUACAUCAAAUGAAAAAUCUAUCAGCACUGUUGAAAAUACUCCAGUGGAUAGUACCUCCAUGAUCAGGAAAAUCAACAUUCAAUCAAACACUGUGAUGAAACUAGAUGAAGUAAAAUCACAUUCUCUUCUAUGUGCUAUGGAUACUGUACCAAAAGUAGAUAAGAAUUCUUCCUCUGGAAAUAUAUAUUGCAAUUUUGCUAAAGCAGGGAAACCUGAGGCUUCUCAGACAUCUCGUCUUCAUCUCUGUGAUGUCACCAACAUCUCUUCAUCGUCUGGUACAAAAAGUAGAAUCUCUCAUCCAUUUUUACGUAUUGAUGAAAAAAUAGGAAUUCCCAGCCACAAACGCAGAUGUACUAUUAAUGUGAAUUACAAGGAACCAAGUAUCAGCGGGAAGCUCAGAAGAGGAGAUCCGUUUACAGAUAUGUGUUUUCUGAACUCUCCAAUUUUCAAGCAGAAAAAAGAUUCUAAACACAGUUCUGUUAAAAAGGAAUCUCUGUCCAAAUACAAUGAGGCAUUUGUUGGAUGUCGUUGAGAAGCCCUUUUGCACCCCCUUGUGGAGUUCUGAGGCAAAGAACAUUUAGUUAACAAAUUUGCUAUGUAAUUUGACACUUGUCAAAAUUUCACAUUACCAUUAUGCCAUAAGAAUAAUGUCUUGCUCACUCUCUGUCCUGUGUACCAGGGAAAUCUAACUGUAUAUUUGGGUAGGCAGUGAUAAUUAUAGACUAUUUUAAAUUUAGAUUCCAUGGGAGUUUCAAUAGGGCUCAGAUGAAUACAUCUAAAACACUUUAAGAUCAUGAAUUUAAUAGAGUAAGGAGUAACUGUUAUUGUGCCUGUUCGUUAUAAAAGCAGUCUUGCUACCCAGCAAUAGUUUCUAUUUAAACUCUUCGAUUCCUGAACUCCACUGUGAAGUCCAUUAUCUGAAGGCAUGUUGAGAAUCUCUGGUGUAAAAAGAUAAGCACUAUGUGAAUUAUUUGACUGAUUACUAGAUUUGUCAGUCCCUGCUUAUUGUAACCCCUCACUUGAUAGAGCUGAAUUAUAGUAAAUCUUGGGAUUAGAUUACAAUUUUAAGUGAGCAAGUUUGUACAGCUGUCUUGUUACUUAUACAAAGCUGUAGUCUACUAAUGUUGAAAUGUAUAAUAAAACUUUUAGAUUUUAUAAAGUCUUGUAGAGAACUUACAUUCUAACUGCAAUGGUUUCAGUCUAAGGGCAGGUCUACACUAUGGGGAAAAGUCAGAUUAACAGAGUAACAAUUUGAGUUACAUUAGUAGCGUAACUCAGGUAAUCAUAGCUUAGAGCUACUUACUGCAGGGUCAACGAGAGAAACUCUCCCAUCGACUCCACUUACUCUUCUCAUUCUGGUGGAGUACUAGAGUCGAUGGGAGAGUGAUCAGCUGUCAAUUUAAAUCGAUCCCAGGUGGUUUGAUCACCACAAUGUCGAUCCCAACGGUAGUGGGGACAAACCCUUAGGUUUGGUCUACACUAGUCUGUUAUUUCGGAAUUAGCCAAGUUAAUUAAAAAAAAAAAUGUUUCCAUCCACACGACCAAACUGGUUUUUUCGAUUUAAAGGGCUCUUUAAUCCGAUUUCUGUACUCCACCUCAGCAAAUCAAGAUUGCAAUCCCAGGUUAAAGGUAUUGUGGACGCAAUUUGACGUUAUUGGCUUCUGGGAGCUAUCCCAGAAUGCUCCCUUAUGACCGUUCUGGACAACACUCUUAACUCCGAUGCACUAGCCAGAUGGACAAGAAAAGCCCUGGGAACUUUUGAAUUUAAUUUCCUGUUUGGUCACCAUCACAGGUGACCAUGCAGAGUCCACCAUCACAGGAGAUCACAGAGUCCCGGAUUCGCAGACUAGCUCCAGCAUGGUCUGAACAGGAAGUACUGGAUCUCAUCGCAUGUUGGGGAGAUGAGUCUGUUAUGACAGAAAUACGUUCCAAAAAAAGGAACGCAAAUAUGUACGCUAAAGUCUCUAGUGCUAUGACGGAAAGAGGCUACUCCAGGGACACAUAGCAGUGUCAUACAAAAAUCAAGGAGCUCAGGCAAGCAUACCAAAAAGCCAGGGAGGCGAAUGGGCGCUCUGGGUCACAGCCCCAUACAUUCUGCUUCUACCAUGAGCUGCAUGCAAUUAUGGGAGGUGACGCCACCACUACCCCACCACUGUCCGUGGACACCUUCAAAGAGGGAGUUGCAUGGAGUGAGGAGGAGGACCAUGCACAGGCGGCAAGUAGGGAAUCCGUUUUCCGCCCUAGCCAGGAACUAUUCUUAAAGCUGGAGCCAAUAGCGUCCCCCCACUCCCAAGGCAGACUCCCAGACCAUGACCCUGAAGAAGUGCUUCUGGUGAGUGAGAGCCUGAGUGGAGCCAUGAGGUGGGGAAACCCAGCUGCGCUGGGCUGUUCGCAUUUAGUUUAAAGGGCUCAUCCCUGCUCAGAGCCUCAUCGGAGCCGUGUGCGGGGGAGGGAGGGUGGGGAUGUGUGAAGCGAUCAUCCCAGAGAGCCCGCAGGCCCUCCUUUUAUAUGGCAAACCCAUCAGGCAUUGCUUGUUAUGGGAAAAGGGGCCCAUCCAUUUGAAAACAUUGAAAUUAACGUAGAAGAAACAGAACCCCGCGUGCCCCUAGGCUGCCUGCAAGCUGAAUUCUGUUGCCCGGCUGUGUGUGAUGACUUACUCACACCAAAGUGUCCCCUUUGUUCUCUGAAAUGUAUCUUUUAAAAUACUACCCUCCCUUUUUCUCCUCCUGCAGGUGCAAAUGUUUCAACGUAGCCCCUCUCUACUCCGUCCCAGAGGCUGGUCCAGAUUAAAAGGUGGAAAAAAUGAACUUGGGACGACAUGUUCACCGAGCUCAUGCAGUCCUCCCGCACUGAUAGGGCCCAGCUGAAUGCGUGGAGGCAAACAAUUGCGGAAUCCCGUAAAGCAUUACAGGAACACGAAGAGAGGAAGUACACACGCGAUGAGAGCAGGCAGGAUGCUAUGA
This is a messenger RNA of Trachemys scripta elegans, 4630 nucleotides long. RefSeq names its product shugoshin 1 (gene SGO1). Gene Ontology annotation, cellular component: nucleus; chromosome, centromeric region. NCBI's taxonomy places the organism in Eukaryota, Metazoa, Chordata, Testudines, Emydidae. Gene Ontology annotation, biological process: meiotic chromosome segregation. Bases 151 to 2199 code for a protein of 682 amino acids. The record is from RefSeq and is a predicted model, not a curated record. The transcript has 10 exons.